Molecule: messenger RNA, 2458 nt
Organism: Fopius arisanus
Lineage: Eukaryota; Metazoa; Arthropoda; Insecta; Hymenoptera; Braconidae
Gene: Nrk
Product: Neurospecific receptor kinase
Exons: 1
Coding region: 477-2438 (653 amino acids)
Biological process (GO): protein phosphorylation; cell surface receptor protein tyrosine kinase signaling pathway; positive regulation of phosphatidylinositol 3-kinase/protein kinase B signal transduction
Cellular component (GO): plasma membrane; signaling receptor complex
Molecular function (GO): ATP binding; Wnt-protein binding; transmembrane receptor protein tyrosine kinase activity
Source: RefSeq, a predicted model, not a curated record
CCAUAAUUUUCUCGAAAUUCUCCUAAUUUUCAAAUUCGAUCGAGAAUUUUUGGGAUGAAUUGGAUAGAGGCGCCACCAAACGUUCGACUUUCUCAAUUUCUCAAACCCCUUGAUGAGGGAAAGAGGGGAAACGUGGUGUUCAGCCCCUCCACAACUCUCCAACUUCGUUUAUCUUCGAAAAAACUCCCCUAACCCCCAGUUGGCGUCCUCAUGCUCACAAACUGCCAACGAGUGUUGUAAUAUCACCUCAGACACAACAAUAACUCCAAGUCAAUAAUUAAUAUUAAUCCAACUGAUACCUUUUAAUAAAAUGUGUGGACCAAUGAGAAGAUAUUAUAUUGUUUAUCCAACGUGUUUAAAGUGUUGAGAUAUUAAUUUUGGGGUAAUGAAAAUAACGAAAAUGGGUGAAGCAACAGGCCAACUAUGAAUCAAUAAUUUGAUUUGAAAACAUACAUCGAGUGAGAGACAGCGUAAUAAUGGAGUUGAAGAGUAAUGUCAUUGCUGUUCUUUCGAUAUUUGUGUUUAUCCUCAAUAUAUUGUGUACAGAGUGCUCUCAAACAAUUGAAUCUCAGGGUUACUGUGCCCCCUACAAUGGAAAAAUAUGCCGAAAAUAUUUAACUGGAAUAGGAAAAGUCUGGUUCAAUGACACAGCGGACAAUCCAGGUGGUUUUCUCAACGAGGAAAUUACCACUGAUCUCUGGGAGGAAUUGAUAUCAAAGCUGAAGGAGCCCUGUCGUUCAGCUGCUGAAAAAAUGCUCUGCGUGUAUGCAUUCCCGAUGUGCCAUAAAUCCGAGAGACUGCCCCUCUGCUACGAGGACUGCCAGGCGAUAAGACAUGAAUUUUGCUUCAACGAUUGGGCCCUCAUCGAGGACAAUAAACAGAGGGAUAUUUAUAUAAGAUCCCGGGGUCAUUUUCGACUUCCCGACUGCGAUGUACUGCCAAAACUCAAGAAGGGUGUCACCACGUGCUCGCACAUUCAUCUCACUGAUAUGAAUCAGGAUCUGGUGACGUACGACUGUGUCAGGGAUAAUGGUCGUUUCUACAUGGGAAAUAUGAAUCGCUCCAAGAGUGGACUUGAUUGCCAGCCCUGGGAUACCCAGCAACCACACUUCCACAACAAACCCCCGAAUGUCUUUCCCCAAAUUCGUUAUGGAAAAAAUUUUUGCAGAAAUGCUGGAGGCGAUGAGUUGAUGCCCUGGUGCUUCACUAUGAAUCCUGAAGUUCGAUGGGAGCACUGCGACAUCCAAAUCUGCGAGAAUCAGACUCAACCCAGUCCAGACGUCAAAGUCGACACCAAUGAAAUCAUGAUGGAGAGCCUGUUCACACCUGGUUUCACUCUGACAUUAUCCGCUCUAGGUCUCGUCCUCGUCGUUGGAUCAUUGGUCUCGAUUUUUUUAACCCAGAGGCUCAAGAAACAACGAAACAGUGGAUACUGCAAUGCACCCAAUCCAGACGUCAAUAUCGAUCUCGAUAAACUACCGAAUAAUGAUGCAUAUCACAGGACUGGAGCCCAGCUAAAUCCCAAAUUAGAGAAGCUCGAGUUCCCCAGGAACAAUAUCAUCUACGUCAGGGAUUUGGGCCAGGGGGCUUUUGGUCGUGUCUUCCAGGCGAGGGCACCAGGACUCAUUCCCAACGAGGAAUUCACUAAUGUCGCUGUGAAAAUGCUCAAGGAUGAGGCCUCCCAGGAUCUCCUCGUGGAUUUUGAGAGAGAGGCUUGUCUUCUAGCUGAGUUCGAUCAUCCGAAUAUUGUGAAACUUCUGGGCGUCUGCGCUCUGGGUAGACCCAUGUGUCUCCUCUUCGAGUACAUGGGGAGAGGUGAUUUGAAUGAAUUUCUGAGGAGUUGCUCACCGUCAAACCGAUACAAAUUUAAUGACAACGAUGAAUCAAGGCUGUCUCAUAUGGAUUUGAUUAAUAUUGCCAUUCAGGUUGCCUCGGGGAUGGUUUAUCUUUCUGAUCGUAAAUUCGUCCAUCGAGAUUUAGCUACCAGAAACUGUCUCAUCAAUGAUCAAAUGGUGGUGAAGAUCGCGGACUUUGGAUUGUCCCAGAAGAUAUAUCUCCAGGAUUAUUACAAAGGGGACGAUCAGGAUGCCAUUCCUGUGAGGUGGAUGCCACUUGAGAGUAUUCUUUAUAAUAAAUACACGAUUGAAUCUGAUGUGUGGGCAUUCGCUGUAUGUUUGUGGGAAAUCUUCAGCUUUGCUCUUCAGCCGUACUAUGGAAUGACCCACGAGGAAGUCGUCAAGUACAUCAAGGAGGGUAAUGUUCUCCAGUGUCCGGACAAUACUCCACCCCAGGUCUACGAUCUCAUGAAAGUCUGCUGGAACAGGAGGCCAGCGGAUCGACCGCCUUUCAGGGCAAUCCAUGAGACACUCGAGAAAAUUAAGGUGGGACUCGAGGCAGAAAACAAAUCUGACAGUAUUGCAUUGAGAAUUCAUGUUUAAUACAGUAUUAUUGUUCGAGA